AUGAGCGUGACCGAUUCAACGAACGUCGAGGCUAGCUCGUCUAGAGCAGUGCUUGGCCACGAUUCUCAUUCUCAGCCUCCUCAAGAGCCAGGUCAUCACACCACUUCCCAUGGCGGUCAACACGCACAUCAUCUGCGAUACGGACAAUUGGACCAUAUUGACUUCGAUGCGAUCGCCGACGGAGCCACAAAUGCUGAUUCAGAACUGGAGUUUGAGAGACUGGACGCUCAGGCUGCUCGGAUACAUCGUGAACGCCGGUAUCUUUUUCGUAGGCCGAGGGUGCUCCAAUAUUUCAAGGGACAGACACUUGUGAGAGAGAAUGAGGAGAGGCAAAGUGGAAGGCUUGAGUUAUUCUUCGACCUGACAUUCGUCGGCUUAAUCUCCGUUCUUGCACAUGACUGCGUAGAAAAUCCAGAUGGGGCACACGUGGCCAAAUAUGUGUUGACAUUUGCGCCGAUUUACAUGAUCUGGACGUAUAUCCGCGAGCUGUUCAAUUCGUUCUGGUCAGACGAUGUUCUGCAACGUCUACUUGUCCUUUUCAUCAUGAUAUGUCUGGUCAUCUAUGGGAAUAAUGCGACCGACGUCCAAUUUAACUGGAAUGCUGAGGGCGGAGAAGGCGCAGGGCGAAUCACCGCGAUUGCAACUUAUCUCGUUGCCGGGAUGGUUACCGCACUUCUUUACCUGUUCUACACCUUCUUUGUCAAAUCUCGCCGUGUGCAGAUCCGUGCGCAUUUUGUCUGCUGGUGCACAGUGCCUCUCUCACUCUGGAUUGGGACGAUCUUUGCCCCUGUACGGGUCGCUGCCGCACUUGCAGCCAUCGCCGUCUUCUGCGAGUACGUGAUCUGGACUGGCGCCUACUCCCAGUGGACCAAGAAGAUCUUCAAGCUGAAGUACUCGUCUGCCGUCGCCAUCGAUCACGAGAUCGAACGGUUCAACGAUUUCUUCACCCUAGUUAUGGGCGAAUUCCUCUUCUCGGUCAUAAGCCGCCAGCCAGCAGGAACAGGAAUGCCUAGUGCUGCAUGGAGAUGUGUAUUUGUCGUCAUGAUCGCGUUCUCAUUCCAGCUUUUGUAUGUGCAUGGUUCGGGUUGCAGGACUUUCACACACCCUAUCCGCCAUAGCAACUGGUUCGCCAUCUUUUGGUUCUUCCUCCACUUCCCGAUUGUCGCUGCCCUCACCCUUGUCGGCGACACAACCUACGACUUUGUCGCUGAGGAUGAGGGCGUUUCUGAUGGACUCCGUUGGUUGUUCAGUGGCGGGUAUGCGACAGCCAUGCUCGGCAUCUGGCUAUUGUCGAUGCUCGAAAGGGAAAAGGAUGAACGUGGCGUCCUAUGGCUACCAAAAGUGUAUCGGCUCUCCUUCCGUGUCAUUUCAGCCCUCGUGACCCUCUUCCUUCCCCUGGCACCGCAGGAUCAUCUCACCAGCACGUGUACGCUUGCGAUCGUUGGCUCCCUGUCGCUCUUCACCCUAGGAUGGGAGAUGGUCACCUCCCUGGACGGACCCAAAGGACCUGCUUACCAGCCCCCUGAUCCUGCGUUACAUGAGCAAAGGAUCCCUGUACAAACGUAUGAGUGGAGAGGUUAUCCUUGCCUGGCAGAGCCGGGGCUCUAUGUACCAGAUAUGAGCAAUCAGCGAGGGGGAGAUGAAGAAGUAAGCCCUGUGGAAGAGGAAAAACGCAAUUAGAGACUCGACUAAAAACAUCUACAAGUAUAUAUUUUUUCUUGUAAUGAACAAUGAUCUCAUCCAAGAGAUUAU
Messenger RNA from Dacryopinax primogenitus, 1752 nucleotides. RefSeq lists its product as uncharacterized. The transcript has 5 exons. Lineage: Eukaryota; Fungi; Basidiomycota; Dacrymycetes; Dacrymycetales; Dacrymycetaceae. The record is from RefSeq and is a predicted model, not a curated record. The coding region runs from base 1 to 1680 and encodes 559 amino acids.